Penicillium expansum is the source of this 2514-nucleotide messenger RNA. RefSeq lists its product as uncharacterized. Gene Ontology annotation, biological process: mitotic DNA replication checkpoint signaling; DNA damage checkpoint signaling; DNA repair. Bases 1 to 2514 code for a protein of 837 amino acids. The record is from RefSeq and is a predicted model, not a curated record. The transcript has 2 exons. Lineage: Eukaryota; Fungi; Ascomycota; Eurotiomycetes; Eurotiales; Aspergillaceae. Gene Ontology annotation, molecular function: chromatin binding.
AUGGACGGUCGUCCUCCAAAGAGACAACGCAAAUCUAAGGAUUCAACGCAAGAGCCCAAAGCAAAAUUAAAACGAAAAGCCGCCCCGGUCAUCAUCUCAGAUAGCUCCAGUCCUAUUGAACCAACAGAACCCUUCGCCCUCUCCUCACGCCCAAAAUCCUCCUACUCGCGCGGUACAACACCAUCAACCCGGCUCCCCUCCUCCUCGCCUUCUCCAAACAAAAAGACGAAACCUACACCAAACCCAGACUCGAAAUCCAAGUCCUUGCACAGCUUCUUCCAACCCGCAACAGAGGGGCAGCGAUGGGCACCACAAAAGGCCGAGAAGCAGUCCCUCCCUCCGGUCAGGGAGACUGUCGACGUGGACCUGAUUGAGGAUGAUUACGACUCCUACGAUGAAAUCUUCACACAGCACCUAGCUAAUGAGCGGGCGGCAACGGGUCUGACGGCCGCGAGCUCUAGCCAGACUCGUCAACCUGCACCAAAGCCAGCGCCAAAGCCAAAGCUAAAAGCCCCAGUCAAACCGCCGCGGAAAACGGCAAAACGCUUCCUUCUGUCCACAGAUGCUGGAAACGGCACUGCAAAGGAGCCAUUGGUUGCGCAACUAGUUGGCGAACCGGACCGUCGACCAUGGGCUCAGCGAUUCGCUCCAGCUAACCUGGGCGAAUUGGCUGUUCAUAAGAAGAAGGUCUCGGAUGUACAGCAUUGGCUGGAAGAUGCUUUUGCUGGGAGGCGUUCUGAAAGGUUACUUGUCCUACGGGGUCCGGCAGGCAGCGGGAAAACGACCACUGUGUCCCUGCUCUCCGAGUCAAUUGGUUACGACAUUGUUGAGUGGAAGAACCCCCCGGUUUCGGAAUUUGGAGCUCACGAUUACCAAUCCGUGGGCGCACACUUUGAAGAGUUCCUUGGGCGAGGUGAUAAAUUUGGAGGGCUUGACCUCGAAAAUGCCAGCGAGCUGGAUGCCCAGAAAGAUGAGAAACCUCGGGACCACCGGAUACUCCUUAUAGAGGAGUUUCCAACCAUGCUUGGCCGGGCGUCCUCCGCCCUCACGGCGUUUCGGACGUCUCUUCAGCGAUAUUUGGCUGCCUCUGCGAACGAUCAUGCCCGGGGCAAUUUUGGAUCGAAUCACCCGCCCAUCGUGAUCAUCGUGUCGGAGACUUUGUUAGGGUCUGCGUCCUCAAUCUCAGAUAGCCUUACAGUUCACCGGUUACUGGGGCCCACGAUCUACAAUCACCCCGGGACAACGAUAUUGGAUUUCAACAGUAUUGCCCCCACUUUUAUGCACAAAGCAUUGCGGUCCAUUUUGGACAGAGAGGCGCGAAACUCCAGACGUGUCCAGAUACCUGGGCCGGGUGUUAUAGAAAGCAUCUCUGAAAUCGGCGAUAUCCGCAGUGCAAUCUCCUCUCUCGAGUUCCUCUGUCUCAAGGGGGACGAUACGGGGAGAUGGGGAGGUAGCGUGGCUAAAACAAAGAAAGCUCGAGGCGAGGUUGCUUUGACGGCGAUGGAGAAAGAGUCCCUCAAGAUGAUAACUCAGAGAGAGGCAAGUCUGGGCAUGUUCCACGCUGUUGGAAAGAUCGUUUACAACAAACGCAUGGACCCGAGUCUGAUCGAGGGUGGUGUCGAGAUCCUUCCACCGCCACCGGAAUAUCUACGCCAAUAUGCCCGACCAAAAGCUUCGCAGGUAUUGGUCAAUGAUCUUGUUGAUGAGACCGGCACUGACAUAUCAACCUUCGUCAGUGCUCUCCAUGAGAACUACAUUCCAUCUUGCGAUGGGGAUGAUUUCACGGACUAUUUUAAUAACUGCAUCGAUGCGCUCUCCGAUAGCGAUAUUCUCAGCGCCGACCGCCGGCCAGGGCAAGGGGGACGGGCCGGAAUAGGAACCGGAAUCACAUCGUUCGGCAGCGGCGUCGACGUGCUCCGGCAGGAGGAGAUGAGUUUCCAAGUGGCGGCGCGUGGUCUUCUUUUCGCCCUUCCAUACCCGGUCAAGAGACGGAUUGGGUCUGGAACUGGACGAAGCCGCGCGGGUGAUGCCUACAAGAUGUUCUACCCGGCAUCUCUGCGAUUGUGGAGAGAGGCUGAGGAAAUCGAUGGACUGAUCGACUCAUGGAUGAACCGAUCACUCGAUCCUUUGGGACAGCAGCAUCUUUCUCGGAAUGGCUCUGACCUCGCGGGGGUCAGUUCCUGGAAAACCCUCCAAGUAGGAAAGUUAGCAUUGGUCAACUCAGGGAAAAAAGAUACUACUCCGAGUGUGAUCACGAUGAUGCCCCGACAUGAUCUACUGCUUCAUCAAUUGCCCUAUAUGGCUGCAAUCCGGCGUCAGGACCCGGAUUGUUGGCAGUUGGAUAAAAUUACCAGAAUUCGGGCCAACGAGAAUCUUCGUAAUGAUGAAAUGGACGAUAUGGAGGAGUCUCCGGCACAGUUGCGUAUGAAACAACGCAGCAGUAAUACUUUUGGAUCUCGACUGCCCGAAGAGGAAGAGAAAUUGAUUCUCAGCGACGAUGAUAUUGUUGAUUGA